Larimichthys crocea (large yellow croaker) is the source of this 1425-nucleotide messenger RNA. Its product is annotated as tetratricopeptide repeat protein 16. The coding region runs from base 136 to 1329 and encodes 397 amino acids. Lineage: Eukaryota; Metazoa; Chordata; Actinopteri; Sciaenidae. The transcript has 9 exons. The record is from RefSeq and is a predicted model, not a curated record. Gene Ontology annotation, molecular function: protein binding.
CACCUGCCUCCUCGCGCGGUGUGUGUUGAAGUUUGUUUCCAUGGAGACAGUGGGAGUUGCGAAGCAGACAGUUAUAAGUUUAGAAUACCAGGGAAGUGAAAAUAAACCUGACAAAGCUGAUUUAAAACAGACACAAUGGACACUUCUGAAGAGAGACAUGACCAAUCGCAGGCAGGAGAGCAGAGUUUAUUUCCCAGUACUCGGUCAGAAGAGGAGCCGGAUGAGACCAGAAGAAAGAGGACCUUCAAGCACCUUUUUGGCUCUAGUAAAAUAUUUCUGGCACCAGAAGAGAAACCCUCUGAAAGACCAGAGCUACAGGGGAGCCUUAUCAUUCAGAGCAAGGCCGAAGAACAUUACACAAAUGGACAGGAGGCCAUGGGAAUGUCCAAAUAUGAGAAGGCUGUGAUCUGCUUCUCCAAAGCAAUCACACUGCAGCCAGAACAGACACGGCUGCAUGUGAGCCAGGCGGAGGCCUACCUGCAGCUGUGUGACUUCCAGUCAGCAGCAGCCUGUUAUAAACAGGCCAGGCUCCUGGAGCCCGGAGCCUUCAGCGACCGCUUGGCCUUCAUCUACUAUCUCCAGGGCCAGUGUUUGUUUGACCAAGGCCUUUUCCUGGAUGCUGUGGAGGCCUUCAGGAAAGCUGCUGAGGUUAAGCCUGGCUGUAGUGCUUACAGGAUCAGAAGCCUGGCCUGUCUGACAGCUGCAGGUCACCACUCUGACUGUCUGAAGCUGCUGAACGAGUGUAUAGCAUCAGAUGGUCCUACUUCUGACUAUUACAUCUUCAGAGCCCGACUGCACAAAUUGCUCCAUCAGACAUCAAAAUGUUAUCAAGAUGUAAAGUUGGCAUUGGCUUUGAGCCCAACUUGUCCAAAUGCCAGAGCCAUGUUGCUGCAGCUGCAAGAAGCCAGUGAGUAUGCCAGACAAAAGGCCUUGGACAGAGCGUUGGCUGGCCAACUACCUGAAGCCCUCAGCAUGAUUGAUAUUGCACUGCAGAACUCCCCAGAAGACGAACGCCUUUACCUGUUCAGAGGGACUCUGUAUCGACGUCUAAAAGACUUUACAGCAGCCAUCGAGGAUCUGGUCCAGGCUGUGGAGCUAAGCGAGGAGGAGGAGGAGAGGGAGGUCAGAGGUCAGGUGGAGGCUAAAGACAAGAAGGAUGAGCACGGCUCUGUGCAAGAAGAGGCACAGUUUCAGCUGGUCCUUACCUACAAUGACUUUGCUGUUCAGUGCUUCAGCAGAGGCCUCUAUGCUGAGGCCACUCUGCUCCUCAACAAGGCCAUCGAGGAGGAGAAGGGCCAAGCCGGCCUGUACCUGAACCGAGGAGGGUGAUUGGAAUUUUGCUCUGGCUGACUACCAGCAGGCUGAGGAGAUGAUGCAACCUAAUGACCCUGCUGUCCGACUCCGUUGCGCUGUCCUCCAUAACAC